GCCCGAUGGAAACUUUUCCACUGCAUAAUAGUUGAGCAGAUAUAUUCGCAUACAGCUGGCGAGUGCUUCCCAUUCGGUAUCAAACGCGUCGCAAGUUUUCUCAUUACGUAACCGGAAGGUUCCGAUUUACAACAGAUUUUUUUCGUACUCCGAUAUUAUGUCGAGGGAUGAAAAUUUGCUAUGGGGAGUCAGUGAUUUGUUUACCGAAAAAACACUGGAAGAUAUUCUGCGCGGGGUUUCCAAGGCAAGAGAUGUGAAGGUUCUCAGUUGGGAUUUUGGUGAGGCAAGCAACAAAGGAGACAGCUACUUGUCAACAGUCAAUAGAGUCAAAGUGAAGGGCGAAGCUAACGGCAAGCCCGUAGAAACAUCUCUCGUAGUUAAGUCGCUGCCCAGAAAUAUAGCCAGGAGAAAAUCCUUCAGGAGUGCUGAAUUCUUCCGCAAUGAAAUAGCUUUCUAUGUUGAUAUAUAUCCCAAAUUUAGAGAAUUUUUGAAGUCAAAGGGGCACAACGAGGUGCUGAACGUACCUCGUUGUUUGGCAGCUGUAUCGGAUGGAGAGAACGAUUUUAUCGCCUUGGAAGAUGUCAGUGUUCACGGAUUUGGUCCCGUCACUCGUCAAAGCACUUUGACCUUUGCCGAAAAUGGCCAAAUUUUGAAAGCCUUAGCCAGAUUUCACGCCGUUUCAUUCGCUUACAAAGAUCAGCGGGACGAUUUUAAAUCUCUAUCCGACAAACUGAACGAGACUUAUUAUUCCCCUGCACACUACGAUUGGUACGAAGUAUUCCAGGGCGCGUUGUUCCGUAUUGCUAAAGAUGCCUUAGCUAAAGAAUAUGGCGGUACUAAAGCGGAAGAGGUUUUUAAUGCACAAUCGCGCAAAGACAUGUUCGAUAUUAGCUCAAAAUUUUGUGCUCGCAAAGAUGCUCCAACUUCUGUAAUCACUCAGGGUGAUGCCUGGGCCUCAAAUUUUUUGAUUCGGCGAGGAAAGGAUGGAAACGAUGUAGCUCUUGCCCUAGAUUUUCAAUUAGCGCGAUGCUCUAGCCCUGUAUUGGACAUUUCCUUCUGUAUUUACAGUUGUACCGAAAAAUCUCUACGCGACGAACAUUACGACGACCUUCUGAGAAUCUAUCACAAAGAACUUAGUGACACGAUAUCCCUGCUGGGAUCGGACCCGCAGAAAAUCUACCCAUGGGAUGUCUUUAUGAAAGAGGUACAGGAACAAUGUAUCUUUGGCUUGAAUUUCGCUUUGGAAGCUAUUCCGUUGUCAUUACUAGAUUCUUCGGAGGCGUUUGAUUUGGACCAAAUCAAAGGAGACGAAAAAAUCAACAUUUCCGAAGCAUGGCCAGUUAAAAAUAUUAAAUCGAAAGAAGGUCGACUUCGGCUUGCUGACGCCAUAGCGCACGCAGUAGAAAGGAAUUAUUUUUCUAAUUUGUCCAACUGAUUCUAAAAUUACCUCUACACUAAUAAGUGAGAAUGUCGCGUUCCUUUCGAAUUGAAAUCAUACCUCGUCGAGAGGAAUAUUAAAAAAUAUUAUUAUUCGAAUACAGUUACCGUUUAAUCAUACCAUCGCCGAAUUAUUGAAAAAUAUUGAAAAGUUUAUACCGACUCGUAUAUUGGCCAUAUAUAAUGAUAUUUGAAUAUGCGCACGUCUGUGAUCUACUAUGACAAUUGACAAAGCUAUAGGAUGACCUAGUAAAAUGAUAAGAAAUCGUACGCCAUCGAGAUAUUUUUUUAUUUCUUUAAUUUUCAGCAAGAAAAACUAUUGAGCCAAUCUCCGGCUCAACGAGACAUGAAUUAUUUGAUAAUGAAUGAUUUUCAAACACCUAGAAACAUUGUAAACUCGGAUUAUAAAAUAUUAUCAUUCAUCAUUCAAGGUCAUAAUCUAGAUACGUUGAAUGGUUGAUCUCGACCUAAUCUUUUAAAAUAUACGGCACCUUAGAGCAGGAUACCUUUUAUCGUUAAGUUUACCUUUUCGUCUGUAUUACCUGUUGUUAUAUUCUCUGUCAACAAUCAAUAAGAUUAUUAACAAUUGUUCUGGUUUAGCUCUACGGUAAUUGCUGCGUUUAUACGAGGAGUUCUUUGUCAACUAAUCAUCUUGAUUUAUUGGUUAUUGUUACCACUCGUGUUUCUCUUCUCUUUUUUUCUAGUAUACGUCAAAGAAACAUUAACACUUUCCUGAAUUCGGUUGUGCACGAUACACGAACUGCCGAGCGCUCCCUUGGAGGCGCGCAUAUUUUUUACUUCAUUAUUUCGACGAAGUAAGACUUUUUAAUUAUGGAUUUUCGGGGUCGCUGAUUCCGAUUCUGAUGUCAAAGUUUCCAAACAUACUUGAAAUCACCAAUUUACAAGUAUAUACGAGAAAAUGAUCAAUUCUUCGUUCUUCAUUAUUAUUGAGCCGCCAUUUUGAACUACCAUUUUUGAUUUCUGUUUUAAUCGAUUUUUCAUAUAAGACUCGUUAUCAGCGAUUCCAAAGACCCCCGAGACUUGAAGAAUAAUCAAAUGAAAAGGGAUGCUUCAGAAUUGAGUCCCUACGAAAUUAGGAACAAAAUGUGCUCUCGAUAUAGCCAAACCAUGGAUGAUCAAUCCAAAAAAUUGAAUCUAAUUCCAUAUACCUAACUGCGAAUGAAAAUAACUCUUCCGAUUCAUGAGACUGAAUGAUAAGUAUAGAGAUUGCAAUAAUUGCGUGUCUGUAUUUCAUUUGAUUGACUCAACGGUUCUUAGAACCUUUUUUAUGUUUGCCUGUAACUUUCACAAACCUUUCACUAUCGAAUCCGCCCAUGUUUACGUCAAAUACAAAGUUAUGCACUAUGCAACUGUUGGACGCUACGGUUUCGCUAAUAUUAGCUACUCGUAGGUUUGAUUAUUCAAUAAAUUGACUUGAGUCAAUCGUACUGCAAUAAAACUUAACAAUUUA
Athalia rosae (coleseed sawfly) is the source of this 2908-nucleotide messenger RNA. RefSeq lists its product as uncharacterized. The coding region runs from base 158 to 1435 and encodes 425 amino acids. The transcript is spliced from 5 exons. Lineage: Eukaryota; Metazoa; Arthropoda; Insecta; Hymenoptera; Athaliidae. The record is from RefSeq and is a predicted model, not a curated record.